UGUUCUGGAACUCCGAUCACUCGCAGAUUUUUGCUUUUGAUUAUAUCCCACAUAAUUCUCAGCGUCUCUUCAUUUUUCUUUGUUCUCUUUUCUGAUUUUUCCUCAAACAGAGUUGUGAUUGAUACAUUAUUUUGUAUGAAUGUUACACUUCAUAAAGUUUCCAAAGUGUAGAUCCAUGGGCCCCAAAGCAGAUGCACUAAACCAGAAUCUCCGGAGGUAGGACUUGGGGGGCCUGCAUUUUAGUAAGAAUCCCACUUCCAUGUUUUUGUUUGGCACAUUGAAUUUUGAGAACUUCUGUGGAAGGAGGGCUAUUAGGUAAAUAUCUUUCCAAUGUCCAAGAAUUUUUCAAUUCUACUCUUAACAAUGAAGAUUCUUUAGAAAAGACAUCCAUGAGUAAUUUACCUCUCCAGUCAGGAAGAUGCAUGCCAUCUUUCAGGUGCUUAGAGAGAGAGAAGUAAGAAAUCAAAGAACUAUAGAAAUGUUCAUUUUUAUAUCGGUACAGAUUUUAUAACAUAUUUUAUAUAACAUUAGAUUCUUACAAUGUAGAGUUUUAUAUUUUCCUUUUAAAAAUAUUAGUAUCUUUGAAUGUGUCAUUCAUGCUAUAAUUUAUGAGCAUUUAAAAGAGUGGAAAACACUUUUAUUGAGGCCCUAUAAAAAAUGGCAGGUGCUAGGACCUAUUGGAAUUCAGGCAAUUCAAAUCUAAGGUGAGACAUCAUCAUAUACAGGGUGUGGUGCAAUUUAAGCAGGUGCAGAAAAACCAGUUCUUCCACAUAUGAGCUACUUAGACUCCAUUUCAGCUCUCUCCAUACCAUCUCCAAGAUUCUGGCAGCUUUUACACUUGCUCAUUAAGCUGAAAGCAUGUUUCUUGCAAAGGCUUUAUUGGAAGGGGCAGAUCAAGGUCUUGGAGAAGCUCUUGGAGGCCUUCUUGGAGGAGGUGGUCAAAGAGCAGCAGUAGGAGGAGGAAAUAUCAGAGGGAUAGUUGGAGGAAUUGUGAAUUUUGUCAGUGAGGCUGCAGCAGCUCAGUAUACUCCAGAACCGCCUCCCCCUCGGCAGCAUUUCACCUAUGUGGAGGCCAACGAAAGUGAGGAAGUUAAGCUGUUUCGGCAGCACUUUGCACAACUGGCUGGACCGGACAUGGAGGUAGGUGCCACUGACUUGAUGAAUAUUCUCAACAGAGUCCUUGCUAAGCACAGGGAUCUGAAGACCGACGGCUUCAGUCUUGACACGUGCCGGAGCAUUGUAUCUGUCAUGGACAGUGACAUGACCGGGAAGCUGGGCUUUGAAGAAUUUAAGUAUCUGUGGAACAACAUCAAGAAAUGGCAGUGUGUUUAUAAACAAUGUGACACCAACUAUUCCGGGUAUCUGGGAAGUUCUCAGCUGCGGGAUGCUCUGCAGGCAGUGGGCUUCCAGUUAGAUGAACAACUCUACCAGAUGAUUGUCCGCCGAUAUGCCGAUGAGGAUGGGAAUAUGGAUUUUAACAACUUCAUCAGCUGCCUAGUUCGCCUGGAUGCCAUGUUUCGUUCCUUCAAGUCUCUGGAUCAAGAUGCCGAUGGCCUCAUUCAGGUGUCUAUCCAAGAAUGGCUGCAGCUGACCAUGUAUUCCUGAAGCAGGCACUGAGAAGGCCGGGCCCACCCUGGAGGACAGGCCUGCUGGAAGCUGAGCUGAGCUGUCCACAAGGUUGCUAGUACCCAUCCAGCAGCUCUUACUCCCUGACCACCACUGUCACAGUUUCAUCUGUUUCUGGACUUGUGCCACCCUUUACUGCUUAAUUAAAAGAGAUUCUCCUUGAGAAAUGAUUCAAGUGGUUUGUAUAAUGGCUUUUUGAGAUACUGGAUUCAUGUAGACCUAUAUAUGCAAUGGUGGGAGGAGGGAGAGAGUUGCAGGGUGAAGCCCUAAUGGAGUAGAUAUUUAAUGGUUAUUGCUAAUUUGGUAAAUGAAUCCCAAGGAGUAGAAACUUUGUUGUUGUUGUUAAGAAUGAAAUUUUGAAAAAAUCCUGGAAUAAAUCAAGGAAGCACUCAGGAGAUAGGUUUUUCCCUUUAAAAAGGUGAGAAGGGAAAUUCAAAAUCUGUUUUUCUCUUAAUUUCACAUCUGGUCAUUCUAUUAUGUUAAAAAUGAAAAGUGCUUUCCAGGAAAACUCUGUUGAACCAUACAGAAACAGCUUCAGAAAUGUGAAAUUAAGCAAUUUCCUAUCAGGGUAGCAUUUUCUUAUGGGAGAGCAACUAUCUAAAAUUCUAGAAUUCUUUAGUCCCGUUUCUCUAGUAAAAUAAGCAUAUAGCAAUUCUGUUUUGUUUUGAUAUAUUUCUAAAGAGGAUCAAGGGCAUUGGGGAAUAAAGGGUGCCUGUAGUUCAAGAUGUUUCUGGUUGCUUUAAUGAAUCAAAACCAUCAGUCUUACGUUACAGCAUUCUUAUGAUACAAAAUCAGGCAUGCCCUGUUGAUGUUAGCCAGCUCUUGUCAUGUCUUGCCCUGCCUUGGAGCACGGAAAGUUCUUUCACUUCUAUUUGAAAAGUAAAAAACAAAAAACCUCGUGGCUAUCGAGUCGAUUCCACUGAUAGGGACCCUACAGGCAGGAAGAAAGUAAACAAAAGAAGAAAAACUUAAAAGAGUAAUCAGUUAAAUGGAAUAUAAAGCAGUAUGAAAGACAAAUAUUGCUGACUUUUUAUUACAGUGGUUCUCAGCUCUGGCUGCAAUUUAGAAUCACCAGGAAAGCUCUUUAAGAAUACUGAUGCCUGAGCACCACCCCAAAGGAGUUAACUAAGAAUCUCUUGAGGUGGGGUCCAGGGAUGAAGAUGUUUAAACUCCCCGGGUGAUUCUAAUGAGCGGCCAAAGUUGAGAGCCACUGCUUUAAAGUAAGACUGUCUCCAAGAUUUCGCAAAUCUGGCUCAGCCAAAAGUGAGGCCGAGCUAGGAAAAUCAGUAUUGCCAAUGCCCAGGAGAAGGAAGAUAAGGAUACUGUGAAACUGCCACCCCCAGAACUGGUAGUCAUGCCCUUCUUGCGUAUAGAAUCGUUGGUUUGGCUUCAUAAUUUUGAUUCAGGCUGUUAUAGCAGAGCAAGCAGAAUCCCGAAUCCCGGUGCAAAGUGGACUCAGGCGAGAGAGGCUGCCUUCCUGAGUGCUCAGUUCACCUGCCUGCUGUUUAAUUAGUUUCCACCCCUCCUGCUUCUCUGGUGCUUAAUGCAUUCCUUCUCUCCCAGGCUAUUUCUGGAGGGUCCAAAAUAGCCUGGGAGAGAAGGAAUGCAAUACAUUUAGCAGGAGUUGAAAGAUAAAUUCUCCCUUAGUCUUUUGACUCAUUUAGAAGAAACUCUUAACUAUGGAAAUGGUGUAAUUGGCCUGUUAACAGCCCUCAGCUGCCUGUAGAAACCCCCAGUGAAAUUUGGAGAGGUUGGCAUUUGGCCUCUGUGUUUACCAUCAUGACCAUCAAGUAUUUGUGAAACACCAAUGCAUAUGAUUGUACACUAAGCCAAGUGUAGAUAUAACAUCCCUUUCCUCAAAAGACUUGCAAUUUAAGCUGGGUCUGGUGUGCUGCUUAGACCAGGUGUGGUUAUAGAAGUAAUGAGGCUGCUGCCAGCUGCCAUACAUUAGUAUCAGUCUCCCUAUUUUGGAACAAGCCCACUUAUAUAUGAAGCAUGGGUGUAGGAGAUUAGCCAGGAAAGGGGAAAGCUGCCAAGAUGUCUUUUAAGGUCUCAGGAUGUUCAGUUUGUAAGUUAACCUUUCCACGUGUUGAUUGUGGACAGGACAGUGUUGCCACACUUUUUUCCUUCACUUCAUUUUAAAUGCGUUAUGAAAGUUAAGACAAGCAUUCACACUAGGAGUGGUACUGUUUCUCUUGCUCCCCAAGUAGAGGGAGUACCUACUUGUAUGAUUCUGUUCCAGCAGGCACAUGGCAAAACAUUCUGAGGUUACCUAAGUUUCUCUUCUGAAUCUGUACACAAUUUGUUUAAAUAAUCCCCAGAGUGGAUACUAGAAAAUUCAGUCCAAACUCUGAAUUUUUCCAAGUAGCCAAAUCAUUGGCUUUGCAUGGACAAAUAGCCUGAUGAGUGACUGAAUUUCUUCAUUUUCAUCCAAUGGUUGAUAUUUUAAAGACACAUUUUCAGUGUAACACAAGUAUUUAGCCAAUUUCUAUAUGGAAGAUUAUUUGUAGCCUAAAAUGAAGGUCUGAGAUUCAUAUAACUCCAUCCCAUUAUUUCUUGAUUUAUGACAUCAAGCAAUACAUUAUGCAAGUCAAAAAAAAAAUACUCAGUAAUAAAAAUAUGUGAUGUUGCAUCAUCUGCAUUUUUAAACUUCAAUCUAUCCCAUAUGAUUUUGAAAAGCUCCUUUAUCUUGGUAUAACCUACUGAGUACUAUAGCCUGUAACAACAGGAAAAAGAACUGUGUGUUCUGUACCAAAGAACAGCAAACAUUCCAACACAUUCAAUGUUUGUAUGCCAUCUUGAAGGUCAUUUUAAAAAUAUUUUUUGAGUAGUACAUGCAUCUAUGAAAGUUGAUUUGUAUAGCAACCUAAGUCAGAAAUCUUGAUCACUAAUAUUGCACAAAUAACCGAUACUAGGGCCUUAAAAAAUAUUUCUGGAAGCACCUGCAGGGCACCGAUAUUAAAUGUGCCUAGUGAUUGCAGGAGUCCUGGUGGCACAGUGGUUAAGAGCUUGGCUGCUAACCAAAAGGUCGGCAGUUUGAACCUACCAGCCACUCCUUGGGAGAAAGGUAUGACAGUCUGCUCUUGUAAAGACUACAGCCUUGGAAGGAAACCCUAUGGGGCAGUUCUACUCUGUCCUAUAGGGUUGCUAUGAGUUGCAAUCGACUCGACGGCAGUGGGUUAGUGAUCUUAAAGUGCCUCUAGAAUUACUUUCAAAAAAUGUGUACUUUUAAUGCUAAGUGGAUUAAAGCAACUUAAUUCCCAGAAAAUUAGUAAUACAAUUAUGUAUGUGGGUAGAAAUAUUCUUAAUCAGAAUAUUCCGGUAAACAAAACACCUCUUCCCUGACUCUUCUAGAUAACUGAGAAUUUACUGUAUUUAAAUAAUAAUACGCCUUCGGAUUUAUAGAUUAUUUUUACAGAUUUGCAGACUUGUUCUUGUUGGAUGCUGCCAAAGAAGUUCCAUUUUAUGUACACAUCGUUUGUAUUAUUUUGAGGACAUGGAUUAUCUCUCAUUUGCAGACAUGAUAUCACUUAUAAUUGCAGAGCAUCACGGUGUAGUGGUUAAGAGCUACAGCUGCUAACCAAAAGGUCAGCGGUUUGAAUCCACCAGGGGCUCCUUGGAGACUCUAUGGGGCAGUUCUCCUCUGUCCUAUAGGGUCCCUAUGAGUCAGAAUCGACUCCACGGGCAACGGGUUUGGUUUUUUGUUUUUGUUUUUUCACAUAGCAAAGAAAAAAUAGUCCCUAUCUUUGGGACCUUACUACCUCAAAACGUAUUCAUAACUAUAUCUUUAAAUGUUGCUAGACUUAAGAAAUUGUACAAGGUAUCUGAUUCCAUGUGAAUAAAAAUGUUUAAAAAUUCCAACUAUGAAACAACUUUAGGAAACAGAUAACUGAGAAUCAUACACGAGACUCAUCAUUUUUCCUUUUGUAGUUAUAAAUGGACACUGUGUGAGCAAGUGAUGUGGAACUUCCCGCUAGCCCAGGAAGCUGGUGUGGUGUGACUGUGGGCAUGGUGCUGGGGUGCCAUGUGCUCAUAGUGGCCCCAGCAGACACUUCCAUGCUUUCCUGAUCGUGCUGACAGCUGAGAAGGGGACAGGGUCCACUCCCUGGAAUUUCAGCGAGGCUUAGUCACCCCUUCUUUUGGCAGUAAUUCAACACAACUCCUUGGUUGCAACUCUGGACUUCCCUGGACUCCAGAUUAGGGGAGGUUAUGGAAGGAUUAAAGGAACCCUGGUGGCCAAGUGGUUAAGCACUGGGCUGCUAACCCAAAGGCUCGCAGUUCAAACUCACCGGGCAAUCUGCUUUCAUAAGUAUUACAGUCUAGAAAACCCUAUGAGGCAGGUUCUACUCUGUCACAUGGGGUCUCUUUGAGUAGGAAUCAACUCCAUGGCAACAGAUUUUUUUUAUGGAAGGAUUAGGGCCUCCUCCAGAAAAGCUGGUCUCCUCCUUUGGAAUGUGGCCAUGAAAUAUUUUCCUAUCUAGUUUUUUUUUUUUUUUAAUUCAUAAUCCUCCCUGAAGAAUUCAUUAGGUUUUUAAAGUAAAGAUCCACAGAUUUAGGGAAUAAUUUUUUAUCAUGGAACCAAUUCCAUAUUAAAAAAAUUAAAGGAGUGUAUUUUGCUCUAUAAUUGUUUUAUUCUCUGUUUUUUAAUAGUAUUAUUUUAUCAAGCUAUUUAUUUUAGUUUACGUGAUCAGGAGUCAGACUGCCUAAAUUCUAAUUGUGGCUAUGGCAAUAGUGAGUUUUUGUGACCUCAAAUAAAACUUUUAUCUCAGUUUUUUCAUUAGUAAAAAGAAGUUGGAAUGGGUGAUUUCUAAGAUUCCUUCCAGUUCUAAAUUUUAUUGUUCUAAAUUUAGAACCUUGAAAAUGUUUUAUUUUAUUAAUCUAGUAAUAGGAACUCUCAGAAAAACUUUCAUGCUAUUUUUAAUUUUUUUGCAUUGCUAAGAUGGAAACUUUUGCAUAAUUUCUGAUGUGAUUAGUCUGCCUUAACAUUCUUUUGUCAGUCCAAAUAACUCAUAUAAGACUGAGUUAUUUUUCUCUAAUGAAAGUAACAGUGAAAAUUGUUACCUGGUUCUGUGAACUAUGGUAAUAUUGAGGGUCUAUUUCACUAUCUGAAAAUUGAGUUGUGAUAUUUGACCUGCAUUCUGUAUCAGGUUUAGUACAGAUAAAAAUUGGAUACCUCACAAUAAAGUCAUGACAUAAGUUCAGAGGGGUAUUUCCAGUUUAUGACCAUAACAACAGUGCCCGUAAGUAAUUAGUGAUUAAAGAACUUCUAUUCAAGAGUUCUGUGUUGCUUAGCGGAGAAAGCCAAUUGCAGAAGAAAUUCACCUAUGUCGAGUCAUAUAUCCAGAGUUCAGUAAGCUCCUAAACUUCUGAGGCUAAUUAUGAAACAGCCCUCCAUAGUGCAGAAAAAAAUUAAAUGUUGCUGGCAUAAGAAGGAAAUUAUGUCCCUUCAUACUCUGCCUUCUCUGAAAUUUUUGGGGUGAUGAAAAUGUUAGUUGUGGUGGUGCUUAACCUGGUGUGCACAUUUGUCAAAACACAUUGAACUGUACACUUAAAAUGGAUGCAUUUUAUUGAAUGUAAAUUAUGCCUCAAUAAAGUUGAUUUUAAAACAAACAAAAAAGCCAGCUCUCUUAUAGGCUGGCACCCAGACAAAAAUGGAAGUCAGAUGACAUGAGUUUUUCCUUCAGAAUAAACCCUGUUACUUAGGGAGAUCUUGAAACCUCCGUUUCUACCUUCUCCAGUGUGUGUGGGGGGAGGACCUCAAAAAAACCAAAUCCAUUGCCGUUGAGACAAUUGACUCGUAGCGAUCCGGUAAAAACCAAAACGAAACCCACUGCCAGUGAGUGAAUUCCGACUCAUAGAUGAGCGACCCUAUAGUGAAAUUAAAUUAUCAGUCCUUUCCAUUUCUACCUUGUGGUAAAAUAAAGUAGUAUGGUAGAAGUGAUUUUUGACCUUUUGAGUCUUGGUUGCUUCGAGAAGCUGAUAAAGGCUACGGAAUAUUUCCCUAGAAAAAUGUACAUACAAAAAUCACAUAUAAUUUCAGGGGCUUCACAGCCUCCCCCC
Messenger RNA from Trichechus manatus latirostris (Florida manatee), 7686 nucleotides. It is a transcript of the gene CAPNS2, whose product is annotated as calpain small subunit 2. The record is from RefSeq and is a predicted model, not a curated record. Lineage: Eukaryota; Metazoa; Chordata; Mammalia; Sirenia; Trichechidae. Bases 859 to 1605 code for a protein of 248 amino acids. Gene Ontology annotation, molecular function: calcium ion binding. Gene Ontology annotation, cellular component: calpain complex. The transcript has a single exon.